GCAACACACCCAGCAAGGCAGUCCUGAGGAUCUUUUCAUUCUUCACCCUCUGCCAAUUUCCUUCCUGAUCCACACCACAAGACAUGCUGCUCCCCAGAGACCUUCUUUUGCUCCUGUGUACAGGCAUCGUGGCUGGAUUCCAUCCCAACCAUGAAUCAGGGGGCAUUGCCCCAAGUGACUUCACAGAUACCGACAUCACUGAACUGGGGGUGCUACGAGCUGUUGCCUGGUACAUGGAGAGGAACCCUCUGCCUGGAAAAUCUCCUGUGGCCUCUGGAGAGCUAGAAUUUAUGAAGCCACUGACUGCUAGUAGACUAUUCAAGGCUUACUUCCAAGCUGAUGUCUCUGCCAACCGGUUCAUCAAAGCCCUUAAGGAAAUUGUUGAUGGGAAUAAUCAAGUGGAGAUCUAUCACAUGGAGGAGAGCAGCUUCUUUUUUCACUGCGAAGACAUCGCCAAAAGUAUCAACCAGCUUCGGGUGCAGCGGGACUCUAUGCUCUCUGGCCUGAAAGGCCCAGUGACCUCAGCAGCUUUGGAAUCAGCUCGCCUAAGUGCAGGAAAAGCCCUCCACAUUCUUCAAAAAUUCUACAGCAAUACUAAUUGGAUUGAGAUGGGAAACAUCAACCCUUAUGAAUACCUAUUAAAUGCAACCCGUUCUGCUUUUCCUGUUGCCCCUGUUUCUAAGACAACCUGUGCAGAUUGCACCAAAGAAUCAAGUGGCCGGUACUUGUGCCAAGGAAACAUACUAGUGGAUGAUCUGCUCACAAGUGGGUACAAAUUAUCAACAACAUGCAAGACCAAACCCCAAGGCAAAUGUGGACAUGGUGGAAGAAAUGAUGUGACCCAAAAUUACCCUCCCACUGGGGGCAUCAACAAAGAGACUACUGACCCCCUGCUCUCUCCACACUAUCGUUUGCAUAAGAAAGCCGCUGAACUAGCCAUAAAAGCCACUAGGGACUUCUUUGUUGGAGGUGGAUCCAGCUUCCUGGAACAGGUGGGUCGUGAUAUUUUCCAGAGGUUUUUCAACUUGGAAGGCUAUUCCCUCACCUUUGCAAUAGAUACAACUGGCAGCAUGUCAGAUGACAUUGAACAGGUCAAAGACAUUAGCAUCAAACUCCUUCGAAAAUAUUCUGGUUCCCCGGAUGCACCUUAUAACUUCAUUCUUGUGCCUUUCAAUGAUCCAGAUGUUGGACCUGUCCUUAUGACCCAUGAUGUAGAUCAGUUUGAGUCCUUUAUAGCUGGACUCAGAGUUACCGGCGGUGGUGACUGCCCAGAGAUGUCGUUAACUGGACUAAAGCUGGCUUUGCAAAAGAGCAUGCCAAGAUCCAAGAUCUUCAUCUUCACCGAUGCUGGAGCAAAAGAUGCAUCCCUGUUGGAUGAAAUCAAAGUCCUGAUUGAUUCUUCUGAGUCAGAGGUGAACUGUGCCCUCACAGGGUACUGCACGAGCCGGAAACGCCGAAGUAUUGAUGAAGAGAGUCCCGAAGCCUCUGGCCGAGGUUAUGCUAACCUCUAUGAAGAACUUGUUGCUUAUUCUGGCGGUUAUUACGUGAUGACCACUAAGAGCCAGCUCUCUCAGGUCCUGGGGAUCAUGGAGCUCUCCCUGAACGCUGCCCCUGUUAAGGUGACCCGUGCUCGUCUGCACGGGACACAGUUCUCCUUCCCUGUGGAUGAGACCCUCACAGAAAUAACCGUGUCGGUUAAGAGCUCUAGCGCCUCCAGAUUCAGCAUGAAUGUGCUGCAGCCUUCAGGUGCCCAAGCAACCACUGAAACAGUGAUCAGCACAGCAAGCCAUAAGGUCAUGAAGGUGUCUCGUAUUGAUCAGCGAGGUGCAUGGUCUGUGACCGUGUCUCCCAGCGGCUCCUAUGAGGUUGAAAUCGGGGGCAAGAGCUUGUUCGACUUUUCCUACCAGAUUAUGCAACAGUGGAAAGAGUACGUGCUUCCAGUUCAGGGUCGGCCUGUAAAAGGAUCAAACUACAUUGUCUCCUUGAAGCUGAUGGGAGAAUCCAAAGAUGCUCGGAUCCAACAUCUGGUCUCUGUUUCUGAACAGGGGGACUCCAUGGGUUCCAUCGCUCUGAACCAAACCUCUGAUGCCAUCGGCAACCUCUUGGCCAUUGCUCCCCUUUCCUUUAACGCACCGAUGACUCUGCUGAGUGUGCAAGGCGUGUCUCCAGGAGGUCUUUCCUUUUCACGAAUCAACACUGAUCCCGUCAGCACAGAGUCUAUAAAGAUUGUGCCUAUACCAGGCCAAAAUGGCACGAUGCCACCUGGUGGACUUCUGGAAGUUUCUGUCAUGGUGGUGAAUGACGGGUCAGCUGCAUCAUUUACUUUCAAUGUGUGGGAUGAUCUGGGUUUCCUGCAGAGCUUCAGGCCAAACAGAAGUACCCUAAAUCCAGGGGGAACUGUCAACCUAACUGCAACUUUUGUGGCAGCUGGAGAGAAUAGUAGCUUUGCCUCCAGCAUUGCAACAUUCACAGCUAGAAGCUCCUCCGCCCAGAACUACCUGAAACUGCCUAUCACAGUAAUCCCGGAAGCUGCCCUGGAGACGGAUGACAUCCCACCGGUACACAAGCUUCUCAACUUUUACAUGCCUUGCGUAGGCCAAAUCCAGCAUCAACUGGACUGCUCUCGGCACAUCUGGAGCAUGAGGUUUUCUGCUAAAGAUGCUCACAGUGCUGUCACUGUCCGGGUCAACGUUAAUCCUUCUCACCUGUCUUGCCACCCAUGGGGGACAAAUGACAAUAAGGACGUCAUCUGUCACUAUGAAGCAAACUGCUGUUCUCCCUACGCAGAGGUCCUGAUCAGCGAUGAGAAUGGGAACACAGACAGUUUCACUGUGGACUACAGAAGACCACAGCCCACUGAAGCCUACUAAUAGAGUUAUGUUUCUGGAGUCUCGCUGCCAUUUGUCUCAAGAAGGGGAUGCCAUCCACAGCCUAAACUGACAAGUAGUAAACUUGCCACAGCCACAGUAUCCAUGGCACAUGAAGCCAAAUAAAAUUUCAGAAAGCAA
Messenger RNA from Eublepharis macularius, 3008 nucleotides. RefSeq names its product von Willebrand factor A domain-containing protein 7-like. The transcript has 18 exons. NCBI's taxonomy places the organism in Eukaryota, Metazoa, Chordata, Lepidosauria, Squamata, Eublepharidae. The coding region runs from base 84 to 2870 and encodes 928 amino acids. The record is from RefSeq and is a predicted model, not a curated record.